GGCGUGAUGUGAGCGAAUGCAAAACAGCCAUUGGCUCAGAAAGCAACCAAUCAGUGUCAGCGGAGAAACUUCAGAGAAGAACUGCAGGGUUUGGAUUUCAGAGUUGGGAGAACGAUUUUGGCACUGACACAAAGAGGACGGUCGUCUAUCCCCCUAAAACGCCAUCCCUGCUUUUUUACAUGCCUGUCCGUUUAUACCCUCUUCUGAGAAACAAUAAGACGCAUUAGAGGCUGCGGGAUGUACACGGCCGGGCUGAACCCGUUUUACGCGUCAAAUGUUAGCCUCUGGUCUGCUUACUGCGCGGGGGGCUUCGCUGUGGAUACGAUGAAGAAACCCUCGUUUUGCAUCGCAGACAUUUUGCAGGCUGGAGAUGGAGAGAACAUCCCGGGAUCGUCGGCCCUCAUGUUGCAUAUGGGACACCACCACCGCGCGCAGCACGGGCACUCCGGCAGCUCGCCGCUGCGCCCUUCUCCCGUCGCGCCCGAGCCGUCGGUGUACGGCGCGAGGGUGAGUCCGACGUCUCCUUACCACAGACACGGACUACAGCUCACAUCAGUCAGAACUGCAUUUAACUCCCAACAAGCUCCCCCGCCUUCAAGCAAAGACCUCAAAUUCGGAAUUGAUCGGAUAUUGUCGACAGACUUUGAUCCAAAAGGCAAAGAAAAGUCGUCAUUAAAAGAUCUCACAUCCAUCGUUAGCUCGAACCGUCAGUCAGGGAUCCACAUCCCCAUUCAGCCUCCGGCCAGCCAGUACUUCUCCUGCAUAGACCCCGGGAUGAGCGACGCGUCCUCCAUGAUGAAUUCACUAGGCAGCAGCAGCAGCAGGCAUUCAGGCCAGCAUCAGUUUCAGGACACCUUCCCAGGUCCGUAUGCUGUCCUCACUAAAGACACCAUGCCACAGACGUACAAGAGAAAAAGGUCGUGGUCGAGGGCAGUGUUUUCAAACCUGCAGAGGAAAGGACUUGAGAAGAGAUUUGAAAUACAGAAAUAUGUCACCAAGCCGGACAGAAAACAGCUGGCUGCGAUGCUCGGGCUGACAGACGCUCAGGUGAAGGUGUGGUUCCAGAACAGACGCAUGAAGUGGAGACACUCCAAAGAGGCCCAGGCUCAGAAGGACAAGGACAAGGAGCAGGCGGACAAGAGUGCGUCUGAGUCCGGCAGCAGGGAGCCUAAAGAGCCGGCUGAGGAGUCCGAGUGUGAGAGCGAGGGACGGAGCGAGUGUGAAUCCGACGACGCUCCGGAGGAGAACUCGGACGGACUUUUGGACAUUUCUGAGCAAACAAACCAAACCAGCGUGAUCAUGAGCGGGAGCGGGCCGGCGAGCAGCGCGGAGGCGGCGGUCACAGUCACAGACACGGAGGCCUCUCAGAUACUGAAAUGAAGGCUUUAGUCUAUGAACAAUGACUUUUAUUUUUAUUUUUUUGACAGAAGAACGACAGUGAUGUUAAAACGCACUUGGAGUGUCAAUCCAAUGCCACUAUAAGGUGUCUGCGACCUAAAGCCAGGGCUGUAUCGGUCUAAUUCCUGGGAACAAGUGGAGCAACAUUGUUCACAUGACACAUUAUUUUGGCCCAGACAAGCAACAUAGCCCAAAAUCAUUUGUUGAUUUUAUUAGAUUUUGUCUCGUUUUUUUCCGGCUCUCUUCAGAGCUCUAAUGCUAAAAACGAGGCUAUUUUAAAUGUAACGUCCGGCCACCUCCAGUGUCUCCUUACUGUCGUUUUCCUCUCAAGAGCUUUCGUGUGCAUCAUGUUUUCCUCAUCUGAAGGAAACAAUGCGGUUGUGAAUUUCAUUUUUAGGUUAUGAACCACUCGUUUCACGUGAUCGAUGAAAUCUCAGAACAUCACAGCAGUGUUCAUGUAUGUGUUUUGUUUGGAUAUAUAGUUGUGCUAUUUUGUUAAUAAUAAUUUGCACUGAAAAUAUUGUAAAUAAAAUGUUUCAUACUUUGAAAA
Molecule: messenger RNA, 1948 nt
Organism: Perca flavescens (yellow perch)
Lineage: Eukaryota; Metazoa; Chordata; Actinopteri; Perciformes; Percidae
Gene: hlx1
Product: H2.0-like homeo box 1 (Drosophila)
Exons: 4
Coding region: 238-1380 (380 amino acids)
Biological process (GO): regulation of DNA-templated transcription
Molecular function (GO): DNA-binding transcription factor activity, RNA polymerase II-specific; sequence-specific DNA binding
Source: RefSeq, a predicted model, not a curated record